Castor canadensis (American beaver) is the source of this 1105-nucleotide messenger RNA. The record is from RefSeq and is a predicted model, not a curated record. NCBI's taxonomy places the organism in Eukaryota, Metazoa, Chordata, Mammalia, Rodentia, Castoridae.
ACCACCUGGCUGGGCUCAGCCUGGCCAGCGCCGGAGCUCGUUUCAUCCCCCGCUGCCCUUCUCUCCUGUUUUUUUGGGAUCCAAGCUUGCAGGCCCUUUUCCUCGCCCUGCAGAACGGAAGUGGGAGGUGUUUUCUUUGGUCCUGACAUUGUGAUUCGGGAUGGCUUCUGUGCGGAUCCGAGAGGCCAAGGAGGGGGACUGUGGAGACAUCCUGAGGCUGAUUCGGGAACUGGCUGAAUAUGAGAAACUCUCGGAUCAGGUGAAGAUCAGUGAAGAAGCCCUGAGAGCAGAUGGCUUUGGAGAGAAUCCUUUCUAUCGCUGUGUGGUAGCAGAGAUUCUCCCGUCACCUGGGGACCAACAGGAGCCCAGUGUGGUGGGCUAUGGGCUGUACUACUUCAUCUACAGCACGUGGAAUGGACGAAAUAUUUAUCUGGAAGACAUCUAUGUGAUACCAGAAUAUCGGGGUCAGGGGAUUGGUACCAGAAUAAUCAAAAAGGUGGCAGAGGUGGCCCUAGAUAAGGGUUGCUCCCAGUUCCGCCUGGCUGUUCUGGACUGGAAUAAGAGAGCCAUGGAUUUGUACAAAGCCCUAGGAGGUCAAGAUCUGACUGAAGCAGAGGGCUGGCACUGCUUUCGAUUUGAAGAAAAGGUGAUGAGGGAGUUGGCAGGGAGGUGACAUCAUCCCUUGGGACCUCUUUCUACUGGAGUUUCUCCAUCCCCAGCAGCUGAAGCAUCCUGAGUCAUCUCCCCAGACCCUGACCCAAAGGCCUUUCUGAGGAAGGAGGGUUGCAGGAGCUAAUUCUUGGAUUACAUAAAGAGCAGUAUUGAGGGAGGGGCUUUGCUGAGGAUGAAAAAUAAAAGAAUUGACUAUGUCAUACUGGGAAGAAGAAUUGGUAUGCUUCAGCCACUUCAAGAUCCUUCCUGCGGGCGCCAGUAGCUCAUGCCUAUAAUCCUAGCUAUUUGGGAAACUGAGAUCAGGAGGAUCAAGGUUUGACAUCAGCCUGAGCAGACAGUUCAAGAGACUCCAUCUCCAAUCCAAAAUAACCAUAUAACCAUACCAAGCCCGGCAUCAGUGGCUCACACCUGUAAUCCUAGCUACUCAGGAGGC